Messenger RNA from Selaginella moellendorffii, 1839 nucleotides. Its product is annotated as probable mitochondrial adenine nucleotide transporter BTL3. NCBI's taxonomy places the organism in Eukaryota, Viridiplantae, Streptophyta, Lycopodiopsida, Selaginellales, Selaginellaceae. The coding region runs from base 246 to 1640 and encodes 464 amino acids. Gene Ontology annotation, biological process: transmembrane transport. The record is from RefSeq and is a predicted model, not a curated record. The transcript is spliced from 4 exons.
CCCGGCGAUGGCCGAUUAAAGUAUCCCAUGUGUUCCAUAUGCGAGGAACCCACGCGGGCAGAGAAUGGGGAAAGGCGAUCGCGAUGGCGUCGGUUGUGGCGGCUGGUCUUGGCAGAAUUUAGAUCCUUCUUCUCUCCGCGCGGCGCUCCUCGGGUAUGAUCUUUAGGGUUCUUCCUUGGGUCUCGGCAGCAUUCCCUCGAUCUCUGCUGUGAUCCACCCCAAGUGGCCGGGCGGGCAAUAUUUCGAUGGGCUACGAUGUAGAUUCUUGCGCCAGAAGCCGAUCGGCAUCGAUCUUUGCAUCGUCCGAGCUCGCAUUCAUCACGCUGAGCGGGGCCGACGAUCCGUCGUGGCGAUGCUUCCUCCCCGGCCGCGAUUGCGAUCCGCUGCAAUGCUUCCUGCCAUCGCCAUUCUCCGCGUCAUCGCUAUCGUCCCUGCUUCCAUCCAUGCCCGCCAGCUCCGCCAGCUCCGCCAGCUACUGCCUGGCAUCGGUGUCCAUAGCGGAAUCCGGCAAGCGCCAGCUCUCGAGCAGGGCGAAUUCCAGCGCGUGGUCAUCGGCAUUGGGGUUUGCUAUCCACGGUAGCAGCAAGCUUGGCAGGAGGAUCAACGCUCAUCAAGCGCAGGAAAGAUCUCUGGAAAAAUCUCUGGAAUACUUGGAGCACAGCGCGGAUGAAUCCAUCUCCAUCGCCACCACCACCCAGCGGCAAGAGAAGAGAAGUUCCAGCAGCGAUUACUCCCAGUCUUUGAAGGCCGGGUCUUUGAAGACGUCCAAACAUCUCUUGGCCGGAGCCUUGUCAGCGUGUAUCUCCAGAACUCUCGUGGCGCCACUUGAGAGGCUAAAGCUCGAGUACAUCGUACGUGGAGCCACGUCUGAUGCGAUGGAUGUGGUGAGGACGAUUCUUGCGUCGGAGGGAGUCCAAGGCUUCUGGAAGGGCAACCUCGUCAACCUCAUCCGGACAGCGCCCUUCAAGUCCAUCAACUUCUAUGCGUACGACACGAUUCGCAAGAGAAUCACGACCGUGACUGGGAGAAAAGACGUGACGCCACUUGAGAAGUUGGCGGCUGGGGCCGCUGCCGGGGUCUUUGCCACCAUAGUCUGCUUCCCAAUGGACACUAUUCGAACAAGACUUGUUGCUCAGGGAGGCGACGCACUAGGAGGGAUCUCCGGCUGCUUCCGCCACAUAAUCACCAGCCAAGGCUUCACUUCCCUCUACGCUGGGAUUGUGCCGGCGAUCGUGAGCAUGGCCCCGGCUGGUGCGGUGUUCUACGGUGUCUACGACAUCCUCAAGACAAACUAUCUUGCGUCUCCUGCUGGCCAGGAAGAGCAGCGAAGGAGGAUGAGUGGCAGCAAAGGGAGUGACCAGAUGGAGCUCGGGCCUUUGAGAACGCUGCUCUACGGUGCCAUCGCUGGUGCUUGUGCCGAGACGGUGACCUAUCCCCUGGAAGUCGUGAGGAGGCAUCUCCAGUUGCAAAGCGCAGCGAGCAGGCUCGGUUUGAUGCCAACGAUCCAGGGGCUGGUGAAUCGGGGUGGUGUUGGAGCUCUCUACGCUGGAAUAUUUCCCAGCACACUCCAGGUUCUUCCGUCGGCGGCCUUGAGCUACUUCGUCUACGAGUGGAUGAAGGUGACGAUGAAAGUUUCGUGAGACACAUUCUUCUGUCGCGUCGUGGUUGUGGAAGUGUGUAUAUAUACCACGGACGAUGAUUGUUUCGCGAUUGAUCUUUGAAAAUCCUGACGUUUGAUUCAUCGUCGCUGUUCCAGGGAUCUAUCUCUAAGGAAGAACUUGUGAUGAGUUCCUGGCAUUGUGAUUGAAAGAACGAUGAAACAAAGAAAAUUUUACGCUA